AUGAUAUUCAACCCGUUAUCAUCUGUUAUCAUCUGUCGAAUCAGAUCACCAAACAAGCCUCGAAUACCCGAACUGGAGAACUCAGAUGCCGCGUUGCAGCAUGCCGGGUUCGAGCAGCUCGCUCAGCUGCACACGUUGUUUUCAGACUUUUACGCAGAAAUCGUCCUUGACAAGACAUUCUCGGCGCUGUUUGCGCGGCACGCAAGCACCCACAAGGAAAAAGUCUUGCACAUGUUGCGCGCGUGCCAGGGCGCGUUUGAAGGCACUCGUACAAGCACGCACACUUCAGCAUCCGAGGACCCUGAAUCGGGGAGCGGACGCAUCGAGCUGGCUGGCGAACAUGAAGCCUCAGUUUUUAACCGAAGAAUUCCCCAUUCGGUUGACACAGCGCCAUCAAGCAACACGUCCAACACUUGGCGAGAUGAGUGGACGACGCCAGGAAUCACAUCUGUGUCUAGCGGCAGCGACCUCUACGACACUGUGGAACAGGCGAGGCAUCAUGGAAUUCCAGCAACGGCGAUGAUUUCAGAAGAGCGACGACAAGCGCUUCUGGGUUUUGCGCCUGGAAUGCACGUUAGUGACAAUUUUGCAAAGCGAACAAUGCAAUUUAUUAUUCGAGUGUUAAGAAGCUGGCCUGUUUUGUUGGCGACGCAUUCCGCGUUUAAUUUACCACCAAUGAUACACAAGGUACAAGUAGCCGAUGGCAUUCCGAAGCCGCUGGGUAACUGUUUCACACUGUGCAAGAUGUGGUAUGGGCAGGUUGAUGGCAGCAAGGACAUUGUCCUGAACAAGAUCAUGCUCGAACUGGAAAGGUUGUUCCAAGAGCACCCAAGCUAUUCGGAACUGGAUCUGCUUGCCGCUGCGCAGUCUGUGUUACUGCUACUUAUCAUCAUAUGUUUUGGAGAGGAGCAGCAGCGGAAAGGGCCUCCGGCUCCAAGACAAGUGGAAUUGGUCAUACAAGCCUGGGACAUCAAGCAUAAGUUGGCUGAGACAGGACUUUUCCUGCCAGAGGAGUCUAGUAACAGUAUGCCGUCUUGGACAAAAUGGGCUAUAGUCUCUUCGAAGCGCCGAACUAUUCUCGCCAUGCAUCAUCUCGAGUGGUCCUGGUCGGUCCGCCAUGGCUACCCUAUCCUCACAUGUUUUGAGCUUGCGCCUUUUCCAGCUCCCGCAGCCAAGGACCUUUGGCAAGCCGCCAAUGAAAAGAAAUGGAAGAAGCGUUAUGCCGAGUGGCUUCACCUAUGGAAGGGAGAUAGCUACAAGGUUGGGGAAUUCUUUCAUAUCCCGUUUGAAGGGAAUUUGGACGACAGAAGCGAAAGAUGGCUUGCCGAGGCGGAUGAAUUUGGCAUGAUGCUUAUGGCUGAAGUAAACUCGAGGAGCAAUUCGGAGGCAUUACUAAGGGCUUAA
Exophiala mesophila is the source of this 1404-nucleotide messenger RNA. RefSeq lists its product as uncharacterized. The coding region runs from base 1 to 1404 and encodes 467 amino acids. The transcript has 5 exons. The record is from RefSeq and is a predicted model, not a curated record. NCBI's taxonomy places the organism in Eukaryota, Fungi, Ascomycota, Eurotiomycetes, Chaetothyriales, Herpotrichiellaceae.